UAUGGUACCCGCGGAGGUUCUGCCGCCAAUGACUGAUCACGUGGGUGAUGCCAGGGCCAGGUUUUACUCGCGCGGCAGAGGCAGAAGAAGGAAGGUGGCCAUGCUGCGAAAACUUUCUGUAGAGCAGUUUAAUGACUGGUUUACCAUCGGCAAGGAUGUGACUGAUGUAAAAUUGCUGGGUUCAUGGUCGGAACCUGGCUCAGUGGCGGCUGGAGGCGAAGAAGCAGAGGAAAGUUUUAGGCGGUACCGAGGGGUGCAGUCUGAAAAUGCAUACGUUAAGGAGUUCAGACUGCUGGAGGAGCGAGAGCUUGAGAAGUACAAGAGUUGUUCUGCUAACACAGCACAUACAAGAAAAAUCUCAAAAAUUGAUGCACUAACAAUGCCGGAAUUGGACCCUAAAUAUCCAGAAUUGCCUAUACUAAAGAGCAGAGAAGAGUUAAUUACACUUAUCGAAAAUCAUUCAGUUGUGGUGAUACAUGGGGCAACUGGCAGUGGUAAAAGUACUCAAUUACCACAGUUCAUCCUGGAUUGUCUAAGGCAGCAUGGACAAUACUGUAAUAUUGUUGUUACUCAACCUCGAAAAAUAGCUGCACGAAGCAUUGCUACAUGGAUAAGUAAUCAACGGUGUUGGAGUCUUGGUGGCCGAGUUGGAUAUCAGGUGGGAUUGGAAAAGGUAGCAUCAGAGGAAACUCAAUUAAUUUAUAUGACAACCGGGGUCCUCCUGCAGAAGAUUGUUGCUGCUAAGAGUUUGCUGGAAUUCACACACAUUUUUAUAGAUGAAGUUCAUGAACGUACAGAGGAAAUGGACUUCUUACUAAUGGUGGUGCGCAAGCUCCUUUGUACAAACUCAAGAUUUGUGAAGGUGAUUUUAAUGUCUGCCACCAUCAACUGCAAAGAAUUUGCAGAUUAUUUUGCAGUCCCUGUGUUAAAUAAACUGACCCCAGCUUACAUUUUUGAGGUAGAAGGUAAACCUCAUGACAUUGAGGUGUUCUAUUUAGAUGACUUGAAGGACAUUCCACAGGCCAAGAUUGCUGAUCAUUUUUUUGACGAACCAUUAAUAAGUAAGGAGAUGUACGAAGUUGCAACAUCUUUGAUACAUUUAUUUGAUGAAAUGGAAAAGGAAGAAUUAAAGCAAGGAAGAAUGAGCCGUAAAGAUUAUAUUGAGUCCAACAGUGUCUUGGUUUUCUUGCCAGGUUUGAUGGAGAUCAAUUACAUGCAUGAACUUUUCACAAAUAUGGUACAGAAAAGAUUGCAUGUGUAUCCUCUUCAUUCAAGCAUCACUCUUGAUGAACAAAACCUUGUGUUUAUGCCUCCUGUUAUUGGAUAUAGAAAGGUCAUUUUGUCAACAAAUAUUGCUGAGAGCUCUAUAACCGUUCCAGAUGUAAAAUACGUUGUAGAUUUUUGCUUGACUAAAACCCUUGUUUGUGAUGAAGAAACCCACUAUCAGAGUCUGAGAUUGAGCUGGGCAUCAAAGAUAAAUUGUGAUCAGAGGAAAGGAAGAGCUGGGCGUGUUUCCAAGGGCUAUUGCUAUCGACUUGUUAAGAAAGAAUUUUGGAAAAACUUUAUACCUGAAAAUGUUAUCCCAGAGAUGCUGCGUAGCCCUUUGGGAAGCACAAUCUUAAAGGUGAAGCUCCUGGACAUGGGUGAGCCUAGAGCAUUGCUGGCAACUGCAUUGUCUCCUCCAAAUAUCACAGAUAUUGAACGAACUAUACUUUUACUUAAGGAGCUAGGAGCACUUGCAGUGAGUGGUAAACGAGAAGAUGAAAAUCCAUAUGAUGGAGAGCUCACUUUCUUGGGAAAAGUUCUUGCUCAAUUACCUGUGGAUUUACAGCUUGGAAAACUGAUUGUUCUUGGCCAUGUCUUUGGCUGCUUGGAGGAGUGCAUUAUUAUUGCUGCUGCACUUUCUCUAAAAAACUUUUUUGCUAUGCCUUUUAGGCAGCUUUUAGAUGGAUACAAGAGCAAACUUAGUUUUUCUGGCAGUAGCAGAAGUGACUGCAUUGCUCUUGUUGAUGCUUUUAAGUCUUGGCAGUGCUGCAAGGAGAGAGGCGAGCUUAGACUUUCCAAGGAUGAGCUGGAAUGGGGCAAGAAAUAUUAUUUACAGAUCAAGAGAAUCAGAGAGGUGUCUGCUUUGUGCGAAGAAUUGAAAAAAAGAAUUGCUCACUUUAAUAUGCAUGUUACGCAGAAGCCAGCCAGAGAUCCGGAUUACAAUUUUAAACAACGGUUUAUUCUUCAGGUUGUUAUGGCUGGUGCUUUUUAUCCAAAUUAUUUCACUUUUGGGCAAGCUGAUGAAAGAACUGCUGUACGUGACCUGGCUGCAAAAGACCCCAGAACCACUGUUGUGCUUAAGAAUGUCCCAAAUUAUGGAUUUUUGUACUAUAAGGAAAUACAGUCUCUCUUCAGACAGUGUGGGCAAGUGAAAUCAAUUUUAUUUGAUGGCUCAAGAGCAUUUGUUGAGUUUUCUCGGAAGCCAACUGAAAGGUUUAACACUCUUACAGCAGUGUACUUGGCACUUAAGAUGGCACAGUUAAAAACACCUCUUGCACUGAAUGCUCAUCCCACUGAAGAAAUAGAGAAGGCUGAUGAAACCAUCACCAGUUUGAAACUAUCAAGAAUAAAUGUGGACUGCCAAACACAGACAUUUGAAUCAAUACAUGUGUCCCAGUCAAUGGAAAAAGCAUUAGAGACAUUGAAUGGCCUUAUAUUAUCUGUAACUGUCACUGAGGUUGUGGAAGUUGGCCAUUUUUGGGGAUUCAGGAUUGAUGCGAAAAGUAUGAGCGUUUUGGGAGAGCUAGGAACAAUGAUCAGUGAGCAGCAGUUGGUGCCCCUUACUGCAAGACCACACUCAAACAUGAUGUGCUUAGCGCCAUUUAAAAACAUGGAUAGUGAAAGUUAUUACAGAGCUCAGAUCUUGUACAUUUCUGGAGGUACUGCUAUGGUUUUUUUUGUUGAUUAUGGUAACAAAUCAAAAGUGGAAUUCACUGUCUUAAGGGAGAUUCCUGAAAAGCUUUUAGAGCUUCCUUUUCAGGCACUCGAGUUCAAGAUUUGCAAGAUGCGUCCUUCUGCAAAGUCUUUGAUUUGUGGGGAGCAGUGGUGUCGCAGUGCUAGUGAGAGGUUUGAUGCCUUGGUUAAUGGAUGUUCCCUUAUGGUGAAGGUUUAUUCAAUAGUUCAUGGCACUCUUCACGUUGAUGUGUAUCAACAUUUUGAAAAUCUUGAGGAAAAAAGCAUAAGAGAUUUGCUUAUUGCUGACGGAUAUGCAGAGCCAGCUGAAGAGUCAUAUGAAUCCAAUUGCACUGAAAGGUUUCAAGCACAUGCCUUCCUAUACCUGUUGUACUGGACAGCAUUGCCAACUGAUGUCAGACAGGGCUUUAAAACAGAGCAAAGCAAUGAAGUUUUGAAGGAUCUCUUCCUGGCAACAGAUAGUGGUAGUAAAAAGACAUACAAGCUAGGUUUUGGAAAGGGAGGUGAAAAGGCUCUGAUUGAGAAGAUGAUAGAAAAAUGCAUUCAUAAUAGACCCAGGAUCCAACAGUGUAAGACUGUCCUACAUGGUCCAUUUAAUCCCUAUGAAGUCAAAUUUCAUAGCAUGAUGAGAGUUUCCAAAUUCAGAUCAGUUUGGAUAGAAAAAGAAAGCAUUAACUCAGUGGUACUUAAUGAAGCUCCAGAAGCACCUCAACAGAGAAUGUUUGUUGCUGCAACUAUUUCCGUAAAUGCAUCUGGUUCUGUGAUAAUGCUACGUGAGACAUCUUUGCUACCUCCUAUUCCUGGAUUGCCAGCACUUAUCAGCAUGUUGUUUGCUCCAGUAAUUGAAUUGAGAGUUGAUGACGCUAGAAAACAUUAUACAGGUGUACUGUGUGGUUUGGGUUGGCACCAUGAAAGUGGCACUCCAAUAUGGCCUGAACAUGAUAUUGAGCUAGCUUUUGAUGUUCAUUUCUCUGUGGAUGACCUGGUGAAGAUUAAUCUUCUAAGAUCAACAAUAAACAAGGUCUUCCAUCAGAACUAUACUGAUUCUCUAAACUCCUCAAAUGAGCGACCUGCAUUUUUUCAAGAGGAUAUUCGCGAAAAGCUUCUGAAUUUAAUUCAAAAGGAUAAACCUCGAGAGGUGAUAACUGCAAAGUGGUAUGACAAACUGUAUCAAUGGGAUCAGGUAGAUCCAAAGUGGCUCAUUGACCAGUCUGACAGGACAGACGAAGAAAGGAAAGCUGAUGUUUAUCAGUUGCACACCUUCAUAAUGCUCAAUCCUUAGAAUGCAGAACACUUCUUCACCAGCAUCUUUCUCAAUAUGUCUGUUGACUUUUUUUUUUUUGUUUGUUUUUGUUUUAUGCAAAAUGUCAUCAGGGAUCAGCUUCCAGCAUAAUUUGUUGUAGACUUUACAAGAUUUCUAAAUAUUCUGAAUGUGAAAUUUAACAUUUGGGGUUUUAUUGUAAGUAUUGUCAAGCGUAUCUUGUUUAUUAUGUGCCUACAUGCACUGCAGCUGCUGCUAGUUUCACAUUUAAAUAUACAAAAUGGCAGCUCUUUUUUGUUUAUUUUGAGAAUUGGAUUGUUUCAAAUUUGAUUGUAACUCCAGUUGCUAAUAAAUAGUUCUUAUCAUCUGUA
Messenger RNA from Xenopus laevis (African clawed frog), 4590 nucleotides. RefSeq names its product ATP-dependent RNA helicase TDRD9 (gene tdrd9.L). NCBI's taxonomy places the organism in Eukaryota, Metazoa, Chordata, Amphibia, Anura, Pipidae. The record is from RefSeq and is a predicted model, not a curated record. The transcript is spliced from 37 exons. The coding region runs from base 2 to 4240 and encodes 1412 amino acids.